AUGAAAACGACAAAAGAUACAAAAAUCGAAUAUCUAUCCAAAGACAUUAUUGAAGAAGAAUUUACAAAAUCUCUGAGGUUAAUGUAUCGCUUGCAAAUGUUAAUGGCAUCUACCAGGGUUGAUCUGAAAGACCGCUUCGUGACUACUCCGUCGCUGCUUCAGAAGUGCCAUACUAUGCUCAGUGUAGUCCUGCUACUUGGGUUGGACUACAUAGUAAUACACAAGUAUGAUACAAUCCUAUUUGACAAUGAAACUAUAUAUUAUUUGAGCUCGUGUGUGACGGGACUGCAAACUCUUACGUUCAUAUGCAACAUUAUUCAUGUGCGGUUCCUAAACGGGGAUGAUAACGUGGAAUUUUUCGUUAAACUCCAACAAAUCGACCGGUGUAUGAACAUACAUCGCAACAAAACUGUAACUGCCCUACUAUUGAAGACUAACAUUUUUUCCUUAGCAGCUGUAUUUGUCAUCUUCAGUGUACUCGUUGCUAUUGCUACAGCAAAAGGCACUGCCGCAUUCUGGCCUUACAUAGGCAUUGCGUACUCGCAACUUAACUUUGUCUUGGAACUAAUAUGCUGUUCAAAUAUAUUCGUAUAUUUUUACAUACGAGCACGUUUUAUCAAUUCUAUAAUUAAAAAUUAUCUGGAUCCGAAAAAGACUCAAGAGAUCCUCUACUCAAGGAAUAGAUCAUAUUUUUUGUUUACCACCAAAACGUUUAUGAGACGGCUCGCUGCUCAGACUCAUAGUUUCCUAACAAGUGAUACUGAUAUUUAUUUGAAACAAUUAUUGGAUGGCUUUUUCAAAUUUCAAGACAUUUACAAAUUUCAGAUUUUUAUGUUUUGCUGCAAACUAGUGGGAUCGAGUAUUUUAACAUUCGAAUUUAUGUUGUUUGCCGUACAGAAUGACACCGUAGGCAUCUGGGACAGUCUGACGCCAUCAUUUUUCACCAUAAUCGACUUGGUUAUGGCACUCUUACUAGGGAUCCGAUGUGAAUUGUUUAUCAGAGAGGUGAAAGAAACUAAGCGAUUGGUGAUAGCUGUUAUGUCGAGGCAUUAUGAUGGUAGACUGAGGGAGAAAUCAAAUAGGAUGUUGAAACUAAUAGAAGAAACUCCACCGCACUUCUCCGUGUACGACAUGUGGCAACUGGACGCAAAUGUUCUGUUACAGAUGUUCAUGCUGGUCACUGGCCUUAUCGUCACACAAAUGCAAUUUGCUUUCUUGUGAACCAAUUGUUACGCAAU
Messenger RNA from Spodoptera frugiperda (fall armyworm), 1238 nucleotides. RefSeq lists its product as uncharacterized. The record is from RefSeq and is a predicted model, not a curated record. Gene Ontology annotation, biological process: sensory perception of taste. Gene Ontology annotation, cellular component: membrane. NCBI's taxonomy places the organism in Eukaryota, Metazoa, Arthropoda, Insecta, Lepidoptera, Noctuidae. The transcript has 4 exons. The coding region runs from base 1 to 1221 and encodes 406 amino acids.